UUGGUGCCAGGCAGCUCAAACACAGCUUUUAACAGCCCCAGAAACACCGCAAGAGACAAUGAGAGUUCGUCUCAAAGGGGAUGCGAUCUGUACCCUCCUCCUGCUGGUAGCGCUUUGCUCUUUACUCUACUCCCAACUGGAACAUUUAGUCCCAGCUGGAAACAAGGAGCUGACGCAGAAGAAGCCUUCAGUAACACCGAAAAUACUCUCUGACCCCAGAGCACCUUGGAGACAGAUGCCAGCAGAGGCGACGGUACCCAGACCCCAAGUAACUCCUAUUGUUAGACAAACAGAAGUGGCCAAGAACAGGGUCCAAACUACAAACGCACCCCCACCGACUGAUUCUGUCUUCAACUUCAAGCGCUAUCUCCUAAACAAGGAUAACAGGAACUUCAACCUCCUCGUUAACCAGCCCAAGAAAUGCAGGAAAACACCUGGAGGACCCUUUCUGCUCAUUGCUAUCAAAUCCGUAGUUGAAGACUUUGACAGACGUGAGAUUGUCCGGAAAACCUGGGGCAGGGAAGGUUUGGUGAAUGGGGAGCAGAUCCAGCGCGUGUUCCUCCUGGGAACACCAAAGAAUAGGACAGUGCUGGCGACAUGGGAGACCCUGAUCCAGCAGGAGAGUCAAACAUAUCGGGACAUUUUACUCUGGGACUUCAUGGACACCUUCUUCAAUCUGACCCUGAAGGAGAUCCACUUCCUGAACUGGGCUGCUGAAUUCUGCCACAACGUGAAAUUUAUUUUUAAAGGUGAUGCCGACGUUUUUGUCAAUGUUGAGAACAUUGUUGACUUCCUUGAGAGACAUGACCCCACUGAGGACCUCUUUGUUGGGGACAUCAUCUACAAUGCCCGCCCUAUCCGCGUCCAAAAGAGCAAAUACUAUAUCCCAGAGACCAUGUAUGGGCUAAGCAUCUAUCCAGCCUAUGCAGGAGGAGGAGGGUUUUUGCUGUCCAGCCGCACCAUGAGGAAGCUCUCUAGGGCUUGCAGAGAGGUGGAACUCUUCCCCAUCGACGAUGUCUUUUUGGGCAUGUGCUUACAGAGAAUCAACCUGAAACCCAUUUUACAUGAAGGAUUCAAGACCUUUGGCAUUGUCAAGCCUUCUGCUGCCCCGCACCUACAGACAUUCGACCCCUGUUUUUACAAAGAUCUCAUGGUAGUUCACAGUCUGAAAGUUGCUGAGAUCUGGCUAAUGUGGAACCUGCUCCACAGCCCACGUCUUUCCUGUACUCAGAAGAAGCAAGUGAAGAAGCCUUUCCAGUGGAAAAAGAAAGCUCCAAUAACCACACAGGCAUCACCCCUCAGAUAA
Molecule: messenger RNA, 1306 nt
Organism: Phaethon lepturus (White-tailed tropicbird)
Lineage: Eukaryota; Metazoa; Chordata; Aves; Phaethontiformes; Phaethontidae
Gene: B3GNT9
Product: UDP-GlcNAc:betaGal beta-1,3-N-acetylglucosaminyltransferase 9
Exons: 1
Coding region: 59-1306 (415 amino acids)
Cellular component (GO): membrane
Molecular function (GO): hexosyltransferase activity
Source: RefSeq, a predicted model, not a curated record